Messenger RNA from Hibiscus syriacus, 2222 nucleotides. Its product is annotated as two-component response regulator-like APRR5. Bases 200 to 2170 code for a protein of 656 amino acids. The record is from RefSeq and is a predicted model, not a curated record. Gene Ontology annotation, molecular function: protein binding. NCBI's taxonomy places the organism in Eukaryota, Viridiplantae, Streptophyta, Magnoliopsida, Malvales, Malvaceae. The transcript has 8 exons. Gene Ontology annotation, biological process: cytokinin-activated signaling pathway; phosphorelay signal transduction system.
AGACUUUUAGAUAUUCUUCUUCCCCUGUCCUUCUCAUUUGCUCAGGUAUUUCCCACCCUUCGAUCACGGUUCGUUUUGUCGCCGUCCGAUCGAUGGCACUCGUUUAGGAUAUUUUUUUAGCUCAAGUUGUUUAGAUUUUUUGCCUUGCUUAUCUUGCUUUGCUUUGCUUUGGGCUGGUGUUAGAAUUCAGUGGUGAAACAUGGGUGGGGUUUUGGUGAGUAGCGAGGAAGUGAAAACGGUGGGCGAGACUGGGAAAGGAAACGGUGAGUCUGGGUUCGAGUUUGAAGCGAAUGAUGAUAAGAGGUUGAAGACGAUGAAUAGUGGGAAUUUUGUUUCUGGGGAAACUGUGAAUUGGGGAAGCUUUUUGCCAACAAUGGUUUUGAGGGUUUUGUUGGUCGAAGCUGAUGACUCCACUAGGCAGAUUGUGGCUGCUCUUCUCAGGAAGUGUAAUUACAGAGUUUCCGCUGUUCCGGAUGGCUUGAAGGCGUGGGAGGUUCUGAAAGCGAAUCCCCAUAACAUAGAUCUCAUCUUGACAGAAGUCGAUUUGCCGUCUAUAUCGGGAUUUGCUCUUCUUACACUAAUCAUGGAGCAUGAGAUUUGUAAAAGCAUCCCUGUUAUAAUGAUGUCAUCGCAAGAUUCGAUCAGCACGGUAUACAAAUGCAUGCUGCUAGGGGCUGCUGACUACCUCGUUAAGCCGAUAAGGAGAAAUGAGCUGAGGAAUCUAUGGCAGCAUGUAUGGAGAAGACAAUUAUCGGUAGCUGGUGGAAGCAGCAACCCCCAGGACGAGAGUGUCGGACAAAAAAAGGUUGAAGCUAUGUCUGAAAACAAUGCUGCGAGUAACAGUUCCAGCGGUUGCUUGGCUGGUGUCGAAAGGAUCAAGGAACAAACUAAGAAAGGAAGUGAAGCUCAGAGCUCUUGUACAAAGCCAGACAUGGAAGCUGAGGGUGCCCACAUGGAAAAUAUGCCGGAAUUUUCAUGGCAAGAAGCUCAGGCGAAUUCCAAUCAGAAACUCCUCAUGCAUGAGAAGAAAAGUGGGGUUGUUGAACCGGAAAGUCAAAGUGGGGAUACUAAUAUCUUGGACCAUGAGGCCAGUGUUGCCCUUGGUGAUUCACCAAGAGAAGCUUUUGAUUUCAUGGGAACACUUUAUCGAAAUCACAAUUCUUCUUCGAUAAACAGCGGAAGCAAGUUCGGUUCUUCUACAGACUUGGAUCUUUCCCUAAGAAGAUGUCAUCAUAAUGCUUUUGACAAUCAUCUUACUCGAGAAAAGCCUAUCCUCUGGCAUCCUAAUUCAUCAGCCUUUACAAGGUACUCUAGCAGGCCGUCACGGCCCCCACAUUCGACGUUGACGGGUGCCAGUGACCAAAAGAAAGAAUCUGGAACUAAUUCUGAGAAGAUUUUGUCCAAUACCGAAUAUAACACCGAUACUCCUGGUCCUACACUAACUUCUCACAGAAACAUGAACCGUUCAACUACGGGAACUACUGAUAAGUUGAAGCAAACGGAAGUUGCAGAAUCAUGCACGCAACGGGUCCCAGUACCAUUGAAGCGUGCAAGAUUGAAUAACACGUGCGACGGCUAUAAUUCCAUAAUUCCUCCAGUACUUUGUGCACAGACAAGUUCAUCCCUAGUUCCAAGUCCAAGCUCAGCCAACCAACAAGAUCCUGCCUGUCUUGGGAAUCCAUUUCGUCAUCCCAGUUUCGAAACGAACCAGUCAACCAACCAACCUUCGGAGAAGCCGGACCAAAGGUUGGAAUCAGCCAAGGAUAGAGAACACGUUUCCCCUAUCGCGGACCAGAGUGCAAGUGCAGCCGGCAGUUUCUGUAAUGGCUCCUUAAAUCAACUUGAUAGUAUUGCAUACGGAAGCAAUCCCGCAAGUAAUGGCAAUCUGGAGCAGAUUGCCGUUGUCCAAGCUUCUACGGAGAGCAAGAACGAUGACGGGUUUCCCAAUCCGGUUGGAAAUUUACAUCGUCUCCUCCAACGAGAGGCUGCUCUAAACAAGUUCCGUUUGAAGCGGAAAGAUAGAUGCUUUGAAAAAAAGGUCCGAUACGAGAGCCGGAAGAAACUCGCAGAGCAGCGUCCAAGGGUUAAAGGCCAGUUCGUCCGUCAACCGCAGACCAAUCAGUCACAUACGCAAGCCGGUUCUCGUCAUGGCAAUUCAUCCGAUGGUUAAGUUACGACUUUGUAUUAUACUAAGAUCAGAACAUGAAAUCGACUUUACUUUG